Messenger RNA from Chelonus insularis, 844 nucleotides. RefSeq lists its product as uncharacterized. NCBI's taxonomy places the organism in Eukaryota, Metazoa, Arthropoda, Insecta, Hymenoptera, Braconidae. The record is from RefSeq and is a predicted model, not a curated record. The transcript is spliced from 6 exons. The coding region runs from base 85 to 702 and encodes 205 amino acids.
UUUGUUUAUAACCGUUUUUCAGAAUUUCAAUCAAAUCACAAAUAUUUAUUAUCAAUCAAAUUUCUUAUUAAUUUAUUAUCAAAAAUGGAUGACAUAUUAGAAAUAAAAAAGCAUUACAGUUCAUCAGUGCCUGAAAGUGAAGAAAGGCAUCAAUUAUUCCGUACAUUUAAAAUACGCUCUGAAAAGUUUUGCUAUCAAGAAAAUGAGUAUUCGGCAGAAGAAGAGAAAAGAAUUAAAGAACUCAAAGAUCAUAUUCAAAAACAACAAGAAAAAUUGUUUAUGGAAGAUCAAAAGUUGAAAUCGUUGAUGAAUGAUUUAGCUCAUCACAAUGAUAUACUAAAAGAAUUAGGAAACCAACAUAAAGAAUUACUGACAGAAAAUUAUGCACUUGAAAGAUCUAACAGGGAAUUACAAAGCAAACUUUCAAAGCCAAGUGUAGCUGACAAGAAUAUGUUAGACGGAAAAAGGAGAGUUUUAGAUUAUUAUAAAACUUUAACUGGCGUCAGAUGGGAUUAUCCAAAUCUUAAAACUGCUAUUAAAGGCUAUGUCACAAACAAUGAAAACUACGUUCAUCCAUUUAAAUUCGAUUAUAAUGAUAAUUUAGUAGAAGUAAAUCUUUGGAAAGAAAUUGAACGAUGUGCAGGAAAACUUGAAAAAGUACAUGUAUCGGAGCACAAAGAGAAUUCUAAUCCUAAUCAGUAGUCUAUAAACUACAAACUUUUAUUACGAGGAAUCGUUUUAGUUGUUAUAUUUUUGAUAAGUGAAAAAAUAUAACAAGCUAUGGUCCAAGCAAAUAUGCAAAAAAUGCCUAAAACUAUGAUUGUAGAAAGAAGACAAAAAAGUA